Messenger RNA from Aspergillus chevalieri, 927 nucleotides. RefSeq names its product DUF3632 domain-containing protein. Lineage: Eukaryota; Fungi; Ascomycota; Eurotiomycetes; Eurotiales; Aspergillaceae. The coding region runs from base 1 to 927 and encodes 308 amino acids. The record is from RefSeq and is a predicted model, not a curated record. The transcript has 2 exons.
AUGGCCACUCUUGACGAACUCUCCCAACACCGCAACUGGUUCCGCGGGGACCCAGACCUCCCCUUCACCCCGCUUGUGGAAGCGUACGUGGCCGACGAGAUCGAUCUGCAAACUACCGUUGAGAAGAUUGUAAAGCCGGUGAAUGAGGCGUAUUCAUCUGGUGAUGCUAACAAAACCCCCAGCACUGAAUCUCUCCUCUGGGACCUCUGGUACACAAUCCUCUGGACCGCAAAGAAAACUCCCCGCACAGACCCUCCCUCCCAAAAAUCCCAAUCCGCAAUCCUAGACCCUUCCACGCCCUCAAAAGGCCACACCAAACUCCUCACCCUCCUCGAAAUCCUCAAAACAAAACCAGACCCUCCAUAUCCGUCGAACAUCGACCAGAGCACUACGAGGAACUGGAUCUUCAAUGACGGCAAACUCUGGUCUGUGCUAAGUUUAUUCGGGCCCGCGACGAGGGAGAUACUGAAUGAUUCACCCGGCGCGGGGAACGGGUAUGAAGAUGUUGAGGUUGCGGGGUGGGUGAAUCUGAAUGCAUUUCUGGCGCAUGUGACGAAGCGGGAGAUUGCGGGGAUGGAGCAGAUUGGGAUUUUUGAGCUGCGGCAUGCGCUGGAGCAGAGGCAUAAGGAUGAUACUAAGGGUAAGGUGCCUGUGAAGGAGGCGCGGAAGGUGCAAACGUUUGUUGCGGCGGCGGGGGUGUGGGUGAUUAUUAUGGGUGAGGAGUUGUGGGCACGGAAGGGGGAGAAAAAGGGUAAGGAGGGUGAGGCUGAGUCUGGGGUGCGGGCGAAGGGGGAUGUCAUCACGAAAGAACGGUGGAAGUUGUGGGUUGAGAAAUUGAGGUUCUUGAGUUGUAGGGAUGAUUUGGAUAUUGAUACCCGGGAAUUGGCGGCGCAGGGAGCUGCGAUUUUGGCGCGUGUGCAUACUUAA